CAGAUCGGCUGUUAAACCUCCCUUUACAUAGCAGUAAUCCGUGAUCGUCUUCUCCCCUCGUCUUUAGGAAACGAAAAUAUUUGAUAUUUUUGCCGAGUUAUCGGUUACAGAGUUCAGUUUAGCCAGUAAACAAAGAAAGACGAGUUAAGUUCCGCACAAACGCGUAACCGUGACAACGGGGGUGGAGUCAUAUCUAGGGGAAAUCCCCAGAGCGAAUGGAACGUCUGACGUCACAAUCAGACCCUAUAAAAGGCCGCGCUCUGUAAGAGAACCUUCAGUUCAGUGAUUCUCAGAGCGAAAGCAAGUCGAGCACUGACAACUCUCUCUCUUACGGACUUUACAGUCAGUAAUUCUUACACUUUCACGUCUAUUUAAAUUGACUAGUGUACAACACUGUCGUGAAAUAGAGUGAAUUAGACAAUUACAUCAUGUCUAAAUGCAAAGAUGUGCUGAAGACCUGCAGCGGUGCACGUGAUGCUCGGCGGAGGCUAAGCAUCUGUGCACCUGCAGCUGGUCGAGUAAGCUUUGCGGUUCCGGAAGAUGAGUGCAGCCCAGCAGCUGUUAGACAGAAUACAAUCUUGUCUGCAUCAGCUCGUGGGCCCGUGACCGGCAGAGGUGCACAUGAUGGUCAACGGAGGUUGACCAUCUCUACACCUGCAGCGGGUCACGUGAGGUGCACCCUUCCUGGGACUAUUGACGAGGAGUGGAGCCCAGAAGUUGAUAGACAGAGUAACAUCUUGUCUAUGUCAACUCAUGGGGGCGUGACUGGCAGCGGUGCACGUGAUGUUCGGCGGAAGUCAAACGUCUCUACACCUGCAGCGCGUCACGUAAGGUUUGCCCUUCCUGGGGCUGUUGAGGAGGAUGAGGAGUGGUGCCCAGCAGCUAUUAGACAGAAUACAAUUCUGUCUGAGUCAGCUCGUGGGCUAGUGACCAGUGGCGGUGCACGUGAUGUUCAGCGGAGGUUGAACAUCUAUACACCUGCAGCUGGUCAGGAGAACAUCGCCCCUCCAGGGGCCGAUGAGAAGAGAGUAGCAGAAAAGCAAAAAACACAACAGAAUAAAAAGGGCAUCUGUGCUUACAUCUGUAGAAAAUGGCGGGAUGUUAAGCGUUUUUUCUGUAUCUGCGAAAAUGAGGAUGAACUGGAGCCAACUGAUCUAGCGGAUCCUCAGCAAGGUCCAUCUGACCUGCCAUCAAGUGCCCGUAAAGAUGACUGGCAGAAUCCCUCAGGACUCAAGCCAGUGGGCUGUCACAAACCAGGCUGUUGCCCACCUGGUUUAAAUACCUUGAAGAAAACCAAACUUCAAGAAGAGCCUGAUCAUAACCAAGGUCUAUUCGACCCGGCGGAGCUUCGUGCUCAACCUGAUCAGGCUUUUUGUAAGCCAGGCCCUUUCGGCCUGCACGGAGCCCGUGAGCAAGAUAGUCCCUUCGGACUUGAGCGAGCGCGCCAUGAAGAACCAGCCUAUUGCCUGGCUGGUUCAUAUACCUUGGAAAAAAAAGAAAUCCAAGAAGAGACUGAUCAUAACCAAGGUCUAUUCGACCCGGCGGAGCUUCGUGCUCAACCUGAUCAGCCUUUUUGUAAGCCAGGCCCUUUCGGCCUGCACGGAGCCCGUGAGCAAGAUAGUCCCUUCGGACUUGAGCGAGCGCGCCAUGAAGAACCAGACUAUUGCCAGUCUGGUUCAUUUACCUUGAAGAAAACAGAAAUCCAAGACGAGACUAAACACGGUCCAUUCGACCCGGAGCUACGUGGUCAGACUGAUAGUCAGCCAGGUCCUUCUGCCCUGCAGUCAUGGACCCUUGAAAAUUAUUGGGAUUUUAGUCCCAUAAGAACUAAUCCAGCAGGCUGUCACAAACCAGGCUGUUGCCCACCUGGUUCAUCAAAAUCAAAGCAAACCGCAGCUGAUCCUGAACCUGGUUCAUCUAACCAGGUGCCAAGUGCUCACAGUGAUCAAGCUGACCCUCAGCCAGGUCCAUCCAGCCUGCAGUCAAGUGGUCAUAAAGAUGAACAGCCUGCUAGGUCAUUUAAAAUGCUUUAUGAAGUAAAGCAGCAGAUAGGACAAGGUGGCUUUGGUGCAGUUUAUGAGGCGACUCGAAAAUCAGAUGGCAGAAAGGUCGCCAUCAAAUUUAUUGAGAAAUCGUGGCUCUUUGACGAUUUCAUUGAAAUGCCUGGAUAUGCCAAGGCUCUUCAUGCAGAAGUGGCUUUUAAUCUAAUGCUGCUCAAACCGGAGAAAAGCCCCUACAUUGUGGAAAUGUUGGACUGGUUUGAAGAGGAACAUCAGUACAUCCUAGUUUUGGAAUUUCCAUAUCCCUGCAUGGAUCUCCUUGAAUUUAUCAAGAGAAAUGGAGGUCGUCUGUCAGAAGUCCAGGCACGACAUUUAAUGCGCCAAGCAGUGCUCGCCUCUAUACACUGCAUUGACAGUGGUGUCUAUCACAGAGAUUUCAAGAUCACCAACAUCCUGGUCAAAACCGACUCGAUGGAUCUGAAAUUAAUAGACUUUGGAAUCUGCGAACUUGUGGAAAGUUUUGGGACAAGUUAUCACAGUGGGCGACGCUUCGUUGUUGGAGAGAUGAUCACUGAGUUGGGUUUUUUACUGCACACAAUGUUGCAUGGACCAAGUCUGCUUGGAGGCAGAAACACUCCUAGCACUGUUGUGAUAUCCAAAGAGUGUGGAGACUUGAUAGAUUGGUGCCAGAACCAUGAUCGAGACAGACGACCAACAUUCGAAGAACUCUUAAAACAUAAAUGGUUUAAAAGUUAUGAAGGAACUUCAGAAGAUGAAUAUUGAAGAAUGUGAGAAUAGACACAGAAAGAACUUCAUCAAAGGUCACGAUAGCUAAGAUGAGCCUGAAGGAGAAAUGUAUAGAUGCUGUUUCAUCUCUCCUUUCCAGAUCAUCUUUGGCAUUGCACUUCUGAGGUCAUCACCAUCUUUCUUCAGCCAAACAAAAUGAUUCUCACCAACCACGCCGGCUCUGCUAAGCUUGAUGUUGGAGGUCUGCUGUUUUUGAAGCAGGGGACCACUGUCCAUUAAAGGCUUCAUAAACCAUUUAACAAAAUCACAUAAGAUAGUGUAGUUCAUACUCCAUGCGAUGUGCCAUACAAUGGAAGGGCCAUGUUCCUUAUCACAUCUGGAUACUGCAAAGCUCCUGUCUCCUCAACAAUUUACGAACUAAUCAAUUAUUAAAUGAAGAAAUGCUAUGUAAAAGCAAAGAUAUUUCUUCCUGUGGAAUUUGAGUUUUAAAUGUAGUAAUUACUGUUUUAUGGCAUAAAUAAAAGUUAAAUAUUAUAUUAUUUUAAAAGCAUCAUGUAUCUUUUUUCAUUCCUAAUGUAUUCUACUAGUAGUGUGUCAGGCACUUUAACCCUUAUGAAAAAAGCCAAGGAAAAUAGAGAGCAUCAUAUCAAAACAACUGUUUAUUUGCACAUGCAACAUUAAACUAUGGUAUACAU
Messenger RNA from Misgurnus anguillicaudatus (oriental weatherfish), 3442 nucleotides. NCBI's taxonomy places the organism in Eukaryota, Metazoa, Chordata, Actinopteri, Cypriniformes, Cobitidae. The record is from RefSeq and is a predicted model, not a curated record.